CGCCGGAAGCGAGGGGCCUCCGGGGCCUACGUGGGGCAGCCUGCUCCGCUUGCGCCCACGCCUUCUGCUCCAAUUGCUUUCCCAACCAAGCGGCAAAGCCGGGGUCGUGCUGCCGGGGCCCUGGGAAGCGGGACGCAUGGGCACUGCGCCUGGAGUCCAUCGCUGCGCCUUCCCGCCCACGGGGCGUCCGGUCACCGUCCCUGAAGCCCCAGCCUGCCAGACCGGAGCCCAUACUGACGUCAAGGGACACCGGGUUCCCUAGGAGCCACCCCAGGCUUAAUGAUUGUCCAGAAGGUGCCUAUAAAGGGAGCCUGGGAGGCUGGGUGGAGGAGGGAGCAGAAAAAGCCCAACUCAGCAGAUCUGAGCACUUGAGAGCCUCAAUCAGGAGCCGUGGUCAGAGGCUCUGUGUCCCGGCCAGUAGGGCCUGCUCUUUCCCACCAUGGCGGCCCGAGGCUACGGCUAUUACCGCACUGUGAUCUUCUCGGCCAUGUUUGGAGGCUACAGCCUGUACUACUUCAACCGCAAGACCUUCUCUUUUGUCAUGCCGUCGCUGGUGGAGGAGGUCCCUCUGGACAAGGAUGACUUGGGGCUCAUCACCAGCAGCCAGUCGGCAGCCUACGCCAUCAGCAAGUUUGUGAGCGGGGUGCUGUCUGACCAGAUGAGUGCUCGCUGGCUCUUCUCUUCCGGGCUUCUCCUGGUUGGCCUGGUCAACGUAGUCUUUUCCUGGAGCUCCGCAGUACCUGUCUUUGCUGCUCUCUGGUUCCUCAAUGGCCUGGCACAGGGGCUGGGCUGGCCCCCAUGUGGCAAGGUCCUGCGGAAGUGGUUUGAGCCAUCUCAAUUUGGCACUUGGUGGGCCGUCCUAUCAACCAGCAUGAACCUGGCUGGAGGGCUGGGCCCCAUCCUGGCAACCAUCCUCGCCCAGAGCUAUAGCUGGCGCAGCACGCUGGCCCUGUCGGGGGCACUGUGUGUGGUUGUCUCCUUCCUCUGUCUCCUGCUCAUCCACAAUGAACCUGCUGAUGUUGGACUCCGCAACCUGGACCCCACACCCUCCAAGGGCAAGAAGGGCUCCCUGAAGGACGAGAGUACCUUACAGCAGCUGCUGCUGACCCCCUACCUGUGGGUGCUCUCCACUGGCUACCUUGUGGUGUUUGGAGUCAAGACGUGCUGUACUGACUGGGGCCAGUUCUUCCUUAUCCAGGAGAGAGGACAGUCAGCCCUCGUGGGUAGCUCCUACAUGAGUGCCCUGGAGGUUGGGGGCCUUGUAGGCAGCAUCGCAGCUGGCUACCUGUCAGACCAGGCCAUGGCCAAGGCACGGCUGUCCAUGUACGGGAACCCCCGCCAUGGCUUGCUGCUGUUCAUGAUGGCUGGCAUGACAGUGUCCAUGUACCUCUUCCGGGUAACUGUGACCAGUGACUCCCCCAAGGAUGUUGCUUUCUGGACUCCGGCUCUUCACCCUCUCGCUGAGCUCACAGGCUUUACAGAGCAUGAGCUCUGGAUCCUGGUGUUGGGAGCUGUGUUUGGUUUCUCCUCUUAUGGUCCCAUUGCCUUGUUCGGAGUUAUAGCCAAUGAGAGUGCCCCUCCCAACUUGUGUGGCACCUCCCAUGCCAUUGUGGGACUCAUGGCCAAUGUGGGCGGCUUUCUGGCUGGGUUGCCCUUCAGCACCAUUGCGAAGCAUUACAGCUGGAGCACAGCCUUCUGGGUGGCUGAAGUGAUCUGUGCGGCCAGCACAGGUGCCUUCUUCCUUCUACGAAACAUCCGCACCAAGAUGGGCCGAGCGCCCAAGAAGGCUGAGUGAAGACAGUGCAGGCUCUGGAGCAUCCUGUCCCACUUGUGGCCUCUCCCCUCCACGGGGGUGGGGGAAGGGAGGGAGGGGACUAUCUGACUAGCACCUUUGACUUUCCCUUUCUGCUCCCUUUCCCUCAUCCAAGUGGCACUGGAAGUUAUCAGUGGCUAAUGAGGUCCCAGCUUCCCAUUUGAUCUCUAUUUAAAAGACAACCUUUGUUCUUGGACUCCAUUAGCUCCUAUUUCCUGGCUUCAAAGAGGAAACCCCUGCACUCAGGGAGUCUCCUAUAUCCUUCUCCCUCUCUUGGGCCCUGCCCUGUCCCCAUCCCACCCCAUCCUCACCUGAGGUGAGGCUCCUCCUGCAGCAGCAGGGCAGCAAUGGCCUAGGACCUCUGCCCUGAGGCCUCUCAGCUGGGGGCAACUGCUCCUGCCAAUACCUUGGACUCCAGGGGAAGAGGGUCACUCUCACCAAUACCCAGGGUACAGUAGGGGGGUAUGGGUGGGAGAGUAGAAAGAUUUGUUACAGAAAAUUAAAACUAGAUUUGAUACUAAA
This is a messenger RNA of Balaenoptera musculus (blue whale), 2335 nucleotides long. It is a transcript of the gene SLC37A4, whose product is annotated as solute carrier family 37 member 4. The transcript has 10 exons. NCBI's taxonomy places the organism in Eukaryota, Metazoa, Chordata, Mammalia, Artiodactyla, Balaenopteridae. Gene Ontology annotation, molecular function: glucose 6-phosphate:phosphate antiporter activity. The record is from RefSeq and is a predicted model, not a curated record. Gene Ontology annotation, cellular component: endoplasmic reticulum membrane. Gene Ontology annotation, biological process: glucose-6-phosphate transport; phosphate ion transmembrane transport. Bases 440 to 1795 code for a protein of 451 amino acids.